GCCACCAUCUGUGCCCGAGUGAAGCAGGAGUCAGGUGAUGGUGCGAACCCAAUCGACUGGGACCGGUUUCUCUUCCUCUGUACGCAAGAGUAUCGCAAAGCUCGAUGCAUCGCGUCACAGCGGAAGGAGCGAAAGGGCAACCAGGGGAUCCUGACGGCCUUCUCCCAGCUGGUUUCGAACACCUGGGGCGUCAGUCUACAGGAAGCCUUCGCCCACUUUGAUGUGGAGGGCAGUGGGGUGAUCUCCUUCGACAACUUCGCGCAAGUUGUGGCCAACGACCUUGCAUACGAGGGUGCGGCCAAGGACCUCUGGGACAUCCUCGAUGUACAAAGCAAGGGCUACCUGGAGGAGGAGGAGUGGUCCCAGCUCGGCACAUCGGAGCAGGUCGAAGGAAGCGCUCCCACCGAGGACAAGUCGUUGCCCUCUGGCUGGGAUGCGGACCUUGGGCCAGAAGAAAGUCAAGCACUUCUCCAGGAAGCUCGAGAGGUGGCCGCACGUCUGACGAACUCCCUGGCCGAGCGGGGCGCUGGGGAGGCCGACCCCGAUGAGGUCUUCGGCUGGGCUCUCCGUGUGGUUCUGAAGCGUCACGGCCAGCCGCUGCCAGAAACGAAGCGGUCUCCUUCCACACCAGGCUUGGGCAAGCGCACUGAGAAGCCGCGAGAUGCGGCGUCGGCGUAUGCGAGUCUGGAGGAUCUUGGCCAGGCAUGGUCCGGGUUCCAUGAAGGCCGUGAUCACCAAGCGGUUGAAGGGGAGGACGAGCAGAGGGACCUGGAGGCCAUCGUGCGGAAGCAGCUGUCUCUAUCGACCGAGGAGCUCGUUUGGGAGGCGCUUGCAGAGGCCACGGGCGGUGGUCAGGAUUCCGAGCUGACGAGUCUGGCGGAGGUGCUCGUCAACGAAUUCCUGCUGGUCACUGAUGCGCUGAUGGAAGCCUUGGUUUCCGGAAACAUCGAGAACUGGUUGACGACCCUCGGCAUUGAGGCGCCGGGAACGGAGAGCCAGAAAGAGCAAUUCCAGGCUCUCACAGACGAGCUGCAAGGCGUGCUUGCGACCCAGGAAGAAGGCAACGAGGACUCCGUCGCCCACGUCUGCCGCCUCACCGUUGCUGCGCCAGAGCUUCGGGAGCUCUGCGUGGCACGGACGACCGAGUUGCUGCAGGUAGCGUUCCGACAAUCCACUGCUAUUUUUUGCUCCUGUCCUUCGGAUUUUUGCAAGAGAGUUUAUGUUACUCUGCAGAGCAUCACUGUCCGCUAA
This is a messenger RNA of Symbiodinium necroappetens, 1251 nucleotides long. The record is from the annotation of a GenBank genome assembly. Lineage: Eukaryota; Dinophyceae; Suessiales; Symbiodiniaceae.